Molecule: messenger RNA, 805 nt
Organism: Ilex paraguariensis (yerba mate)
Lineage: Eukaryota; Viridiplantae; Streptophyta; Magnoliopsida; Aquifoliales; Aquifoliaceae
Source: the annotation of a GenBank genome assembly
CUCAGAUUCUACGCCUCUUUUAUUGUCAUUAUCUGACUAUCAUCACCACAUUAUAAUCAUUCUGUUAUAGACUCUGUAAUUAAGUUCUUUAGAUAUAUCUUUUCAUUUUCUUGCCCCUAUCGAGAACAAUUCUUGGUGGGUAUUUCAUAUUUUGGUUGGUAAAGACAGAGACGUUCUUCUUCACUAACUCCGAAACUCUUUUUACGCUCUUUGAAAGAUUGGGUAUGAGAGAAAAAUAGGCGUGCUUAGUGGAUUUCUGAGUAGUUCUUGAGAUUCUUGGUAUUGGGAAACUGUCAAUUUUUGUAAAAUUUGGAAGAAAAGGAGAGUAAAUAUGGUGAAUUUCAAUGAAAUUUGGAAUAAGAAGACGUUGGUGGGUCUUGGGUUGGGACAGUUUCUCUCUCUUCUGAUCACUUCUACUGGCUUUUCAUCAUCUGAGCUCUCCAGGAGAGGAAUUAAUGCUCCAACUUCACAAUCUAUGCUAAAUUAUGUGCUCUUGGCGUUAAUCUAUGGAGGUAUUAUGAUAUAUCGACGACAAGCGCUAAAGGCAAAAUGGUAUUACUAUGUACUUCUUGGGUUAGUAGAUGUAGAGGCCAAUUUUCUUGUGGUGAAAGCAUAUCAGUAUACAUCCAUAACAAGUGUUAUGCUGCUAGAUUGUUGGUCAAUCCCAUCUGUCAUAUUUCUUACCUGGUUUUUCUUGAAGACAAAAUACAGAUUUAGGAAAUUUGCGGGUGUUGCUAUUUGUGUUGCUGGUCUUGUGUUGGUAGUUUUUUCAGACGUACAUGCAGCAGGUCGAUCAAGUAAGUAA